This is a messenger RNA of Lipotes vexillifer (Yangtze River dolphin), 260 nucleotides long. RefSeq names its product anaphase promoting complex subunit 13 (gene ANAPC13). Gene Ontology annotation, cellular component: anaphase-promoting complex. The coding region runs from base 22 to 246 and encodes 74 amino acids. Gene Ontology annotation, biological process: protein K11-linked ubiquitination. The record is from RefSeq and is a predicted model, not a curated record. Lineage: Eukaryota; Metazoa; Chordata; Mammalia; Artiodactyla; Lipotidae. The transcript is spliced from 2 exons.
CAAGAUCAAAGCUGCAGGAGAAUGGACAGUGAGGUACAGAGAGAUGGAAGGAUCUUGGAUUUGAUUGACGAUGCUUGGCGAGAAGACAAGCUGCCUUAUGAGGAUGUUGCAAUACCACUGAAUGAGCUUCCUGAACCUGAACAGGACAAUGGUGGCACCACAGAAUCUGUUAAAGAACAAGAAAUGAAGUGGACUGACUUGGCCUUACAGUACCUCCAUGAGAACGUUCCCCCCAUUGGAAACUGAUGCCUGGCUCCUUG